This is a messenger RNA of Colletotrichum truncatum, 1425 nucleotides long. RefSeq lists its product as uncharacterized. The record is from RefSeq and is a predicted model, not a curated record. NCBI's taxonomy places the organism in Eukaryota, Fungi, Ascomycota, Sordariomycetes, Glomerellales, Glomerellaceae.
AUGAAGGCAGCUGAAUGGCAGAAGUCGCCCAGCAACGGCCACAUUUCGGAUGUUGGGCCUGAGGUAUCCCCUUACGCAAGCCCAGCUUGCACGAUCUACUUUAAAGAUGGGCAGCCGUCUACCAUUCCUCGCGAUAUCGUCUGCGUCAGCAAUGAGCUUGUCAAGAUCUGUAGUGAGCAUAACAAGAUCCGUCUCGACAAGGUGCCGCACCAAGCAGGCCAUGUGCUCGUGCACUACCUUCACACAGGCAGUUGGCAAACCCUCUAUAAGAGACAUCCACUGAGUGACUACAAAACUUCAACCCAGUUCGAAACCAGUAUUCAUGUUUACGCCGCCGCCCGAGCUUAUGGUCUCCCGGAAUUGGCCGACCUUGCUAAGGAUAAAAUAUUUGGUUUCGCCGAAGCGCUGCCUGCCUUAGAAGCCAUCGUCUUAGGUGCUAACGCAUGCGAUCUCCUGCCCGACGAUGAUCUGUGGUUUUUGGCUUUCAUUAAGAGGCGCAUCGAGCGCUUGUUCGAGAACCCAGGCCCUUCAGACCAGCCGGUCUUUCUAAAAUGCUUUCACAGAGCUUCAACAUACUCCAAGAUGCUCAUCAAGAGCAUGUUUUGGAUAUGCAUGGAAAAGUCGGCUCUCAGUAAACCUGCUAAAGGGCAUAAUGUCCCAGUGUUUGAUGCUGCUGCCUCCACCACCUCGUCACAACUAACGCCAGACUCAGCCUCGGAGUGGAAAAUAGCGUCCCCGAUGGAUCCUCCACCAGCGUCAGAGUCGGACUCUAGGCCAACGAGGGAGGCUAUAAUAGCAUCGGAACCAGCAGCUACAGGCUGUCAAAUAGAAGCCGUGGUAGAAACCCGACCAGAAGCGCCAGUCCUUUGGGAAUUCGGGGUGGAAGCACAUGCGGAAACUCCAGCUGAACCCCAGCCAGUUCCAGAGUCUGAGCCGUUCCUGGAACCCGAGCCAGCAGCAUCAACAGACUGGCUCCUAACCGAAUGGUCAUCGCACAAGACGAGUAAGAAAAAUCGCAAGGAAAGGAUACAACUUGAGUAUGAGCCUGAGAUUGAAGCAGCGGGAGAAGCUCGACCAGAAGAGCCAGUUGUCUGGAAAUUCGAGGUGGAAACUUCGGCUGAACACCAGCCAGCGGCAGAGCCUGUGGCUGGAACAACGGUAGAAGCCCCGGAAGAGCCCAAGGUAAUCGGAUCAACGCAUUGGUCAUGGAGCACUGUAGAGGCUGCAGCGGAAGAGGCUGCCCCAGAGGACAUUCCAGUUUCAUCUAAGAAGGACAAGAAGAAAAAGAAGAAAGGAAAGAAGCCGAAGUUAUGUUGUAGUUCCAGGACCACUCACGUUGUGGACGGCGGAUGGGAAGACUGCUCUGAUUGUCGUGAAUUUGUGGGCGGCUUGUCUACAUAUUAUCGAGCAGUUACCGAUCAAUAG